Molecule: messenger RNA, 6081 nt
Organism: Toxorhynchites rutilus septentrionalis
Lineage: Eukaryota; Metazoa; Arthropoda; Insecta; Diptera; Culicidae
Gene: Bsg25D
Product: blastoderm-specific protein 25D
Exons: 7
Coding region: 751-4914 (1387 amino acids)
Biological process (GO): microtubule anchoring at centrosome
Cellular component (GO): centrosome
Molecular function (GO): calcium ion binding
Source: RefSeq, a predicted model, not a curated record
UUCACCCUUGGCUCAUUCGAGACAGACCCGUAGCAGUCUUCGUACAUUGCACGUACGAAUACAGAUAUCGCGUGAAAAAGAAGAGAAAUUUCACAAUAGCCCCAGACGACCUUUUAUUCUUCCCGUCGGGUUAUUGUUUGUAAAAGAUUUGUUUUUCGGAACCAUACUGAUAAGCGUGCGAUCGAGUACUAAUUGCCUGAGUGAGUGAUAAAACAUUCGGUGAAUAUCCUAAUGUUAGCCGUGUAGUCGUGAAAAUAGUGUAGGAAAAUCGAUUUUUUUAUAUUUAUUGUUUGGAUGUAACGAUGACUGUAUUGUCUCAAGAUUAUUGCUAGUGUGAUUGGCAAGGUCCUUUGAAGAAGUAUCACGCGAGUGGUGGAUGCGUUGCGUGUGUGUAAUUGUACACGGCCAAUAAAAUCAGGCCGAAAGUUUGGCUAAUAAAACGCGUGUCUAUUUUUGUCUGUGCAUGCCCUAAAUUCAGUGUGAGAAAAGAGCCCAACAGAGUGCUUCUUGCAGCACGGGCCGUCAUGUUCGGCUAACAAUCCGCUUUUCAGAGGUGGAAAAUGGUGAAAAGUGGAAGAUCACAAAAGUAAACAACAUCGGUAUUUUGUCGCAUGUUUUGUAACGCUGUGAGGAGAAAAAAACAAGGUGCAAGAAACGGGAAACUAUUUCUCGGCACGACGGGUUCUGACCGCGAGCCGAAAGUAGAUCAGUGGUGCGUGUGAAAGAGUUAAGGCAGGAAAGGGGCACGAAAUGGCUCUUUCACCGGAUCCGUACGAGCAGCGUUUGUAUCACAUGUUCCAGGCGCACGAUGUUGACUCAUGCGGGCGGCUCGAUCGGGAUGCAUUGCUGAAACUUUGUGUAACACUGGAACUCAAAGAACGUGGCCAAUCGCUGGUGAAAUGUUUACUCAGCGAGGAUAAUCGUCGGGUUACGUUCAAGGAAUUUCGUGAAGGAUUGCUCCAGAUUCUCGGCGGGGAAGAGGACCCGGAAGAGCAGCGACAAGAGCGCUGUAAGCAACAAAUACCUGCUCAACAAGGUUCCGCCGAUGAUCAGAACGCAUCAACAGGUUCACCCACAGCAACAGCCCCAAGCAUCACCACCACAGGCAGUAACAGUCAUAAAGCACCGACGGCGACGGGUAGCAUAAUUUUCAACUCACCCAAACAUCACCAUCAUCCGCAUCUCAUCUGCCACCGUCAGCUGACAGACAGAAAGUCGGAGGUAGAGAGCGAAUCGACUGUCAAGAUAACGAUCAGCGGCGGCAGUAGCACAGUGCCAUCGGGCGAGGAUGAUCUCGUAACUUCAACAGCGACAACGACGCCAACAAAUCUGAUAACAACAACGACAGCCACCACCACGUCCGAUAACGAGAAUGACUCAUCCGAUCGGGAAGUGUCGCCCAAGUUUGUAGUGGGAACGAAAAAGUACGGCCGACGGUCACGUCCCCGGGAGGAUUGCAACGGAUUCGAAACCUCCUCCGAUUUCAGUAACUCGGACAACGAGUCGGUACCCCAGCCCGUUAUCGGUCAGCGGCAGCAGCACCAGCAGAUGGUACAAUCCCCACCGCCGUCGGACGCUGUAAGCAAAAUCUCCUCGAAAGUCCAUCGAUCCGCAUCGCAGAGCGACAUUCACGGCUCGAAACGACGUCGGCCAAUUAGCGGAAGUAGGCUUAAACGUUGCGCAUCAUUACCAACGCACCGGCAGCGACCGGAGCACAUCAGCAGUAAGCUGAACGCGAGAAACGUGAGCGCGCAGCUCAAUAUGGAUGAGAAGAUCGAUAAGAAGAUCUACUUCAUGCGGCUGUCGGAAAAUCUGCGGGAUAUCUGGAACUCGCUGGUGGUGAGUGGACACGGCGAUAUGCUAAAUCAGUCCCAGUUAGAGGUGGUUUGCGAGCGGGUUGGUCUGCAGAAGCUUCCGGCCAAGUUGGCCGCUCAUGAAGUUUUCGCCAAACUUUCGCUACAGCCAAUCGAGGGAAUCGGGUUCGAUGAGUUUAUUUCGCUGCUGCAAAGUGAUUCGGAUAUUCUGCAGAUCGGGGACGGCGGUGGUGGUGGCACCGAUGGGGGCGGCGGGGGCGGAGGCGGUGUUAGUGUCGGUGUGAAUGGGAGGGAAACAACAAACAGUGAGCGUGGUGGCGGUGGCGGCGCCGGUGUUGUAGUGCGAUUGUUCGAUGAGAGUAACAACUUCAAGGCUCAGGAACUCGAUCGCGAGAGUGUGAAAGAAACGGUUGAUUUAACGAUGCAUACGCUGGAUUGGACCGCUGAAUUCGGCUCCCUUUCGACGGCUAUCAUCAUCGACAUGUGGGAGUCGGCUGGCAUCGGUGAGCCGAGGAAGCUUUUGCAAGAACUUGGCUUCUACGGUGAGGAGAUUCAAGUCACCGAGCUAGUCGGGGCGCUGGAAGAAGAACUUCAGCGACUUGGGGGAAACAGUGAUACGUCCGCUAUUGUGAGGUAUGCUUGUUUAUUUUUCUUUUCUCAGGCCUCACUCGCGCUGCACAAGGCGGAAGUCAGUGCCCUCCGGCAGGCGUUUGUCCAGCUGGUGGAGGAGAACAAGAAACUGUACUCGGACAACAAGGAGGUAAAUCACAGGGCGCUUCUUCUCGCCCAGGAGGUAGAUGAGAGACACAACUCGCUGGAAAAUACCACGCGAACCAAAAUACGACACUUGGAACAGCGUCACCAUGAAACCAUUAAAGAAAUCACCUCACAGCUGGCGAGCGAGAGAGAGCAACUUUCGUGUGCGAAUGUAGCACUGGAGAAACGCAUUCAAACACUCGAGAGCGACGAGGGAAAGAUGAAGCUGGAGAUGAGUCGACUUUCGGAAGAGAACGAAGGCUUGCGAAUGGAGCAGGAAACUCUCACCAGGGAGCUGACCGAUCUGCUGGAGAAGAAUAUCAAGCUGAACAAGGAUAUUGCCGAGCUGGAGGAAAACAACAGGAACGAUUUCGAUUAUGUGUUUAGUCGAAAGGAGGAAGAUCCGGAGAUCCUCAAGUUGAUAGAGAAAAUGUCUCUACUGCAGGAUGAGAACACGGAUCUCAGAGAUAAGAACGAUGAACUGAUUGCAGAGGUUGAAAGUUUGAACGUGGAACUGGCCAAAUUCAAACUUAAAAGGAGCAGUAUUAACAGGACCAGCUCGGUGGAAGUGUCGCCGGUGGUUGUGGAAACUACGGCAGGCGCUGGUGAAGAAAAUGCAAGUGCCGCGAGGAAGCGUCAGGGCGAUUCACCAAGCAAGGUGCGCCUGUCGGACGAAAGUCCGCGGUUAGGUAAAUUCCGCAAGUGCAGUAGUGAUUUGGAGAACGAAUCGGACUCCAGUGGGGACUGGAUGGCGCUCCAUUCGGAGUUGGGAAUUCGAAUGGGCAGUGCAGUAACAUCAUCGGGAAUUUCGCAGGAUUUUUCUAGUAUUAAUGAUUCGAACAUUAGUCGAGAAGACGAAAACCGUCAGCUGAAGGCUAAAAUUGCAGAAUUGGAGAAGAAAUUAGAGGGGAUGAAGGCCUCCUCGGAUGGUAAGACUGAAUCGGUAGGUGAAGAGGGCGACGGUUCCGAAGGGGAGAAGUUGAAAGCUCGAUGUGAAGAAUUGGAGGCGAGCUUGGAGCAGAUGAGUAAGGAGUAUGAAGCAUGUGAAGAUUACUGGCAGGAAAAGGUCAACGAGGAGCGGCAGCUGUUUGAGGAAGAACAACGCGUUUCUGACGAGAGAUUCAAUGAGCUGCUUAAAAAGAUGGCUGAGUAUGAAGAGCAAUUUUCAGGGCAACCUGCGGGCAGCAAAAGUGACGACGGAAGACUUUCGCCGAUCGAGGAAAAGGAUAUACUCGAGCAGCAGUAUUUGGAUCUGGAGGCCGAGUUGCAGCAGUCGCAGCUGAUGCUCGAACAAAAAACCAUCGAAGUGGAAAAGUUGACCAGCAGAGUUCUCGAGUUGGAGGAAAUGAACAAGUACCGAUCGGAAGUUACACUUGCCACGCCACCACCUCUCGAAACACCAGACAUGGAAAGUCCUGCGUGUUCACCGAUCAGUUAUCUUUGGAAUCAAAGUACAAUUCAAGCUCCAGCCACGCGUGAUUAUCACAACCCGAACUGGAGCCACCCGGUGAAGGGGAGCAGCCCUUCGGGUGAAACGACUGCUCGUGACGAUGAUGGCAAGUUGAACUGCUCAUCCCAGUCGAAACAAAGCGACGAUUUGGCGCCCGAUGGAGACUCUGGUUUCAACCCAACCGUUUCACCCAUCCAGAAACCAUCGACAUCGGUGGCGCAUACCACCAGCGAUGACAAUCACGAGCUGGGCGACUGUUCCGAUGUGUGCUCGGUGAAGUCUGCCAAGAGUACGCACAGCUUAGCGUCCACCCAUAGCAUCCAUAAAUCCGUGUCACAAACAGACGUGGCGAUGAUAAGCCAGGAACAGUUGAAACAAGCGCGUCUAAUACAGCUUCAGCUGGAGGACGAAAUCAAAGAGUUGACCCACAAGCGGGACUGCUUGAAAAUGGAGUUCCAACAGCUGAACGAAGUGAAGCCAAUCCUGGAGAGAGCUUACACCAAAACGACACACCCGAACGUGAACCAGAAGAUACAACAUCUGGAGCAGAAGAAUCGUCACUUGCAGAUGAUGCUGAGACAGCAGCAGACUUACUCGGAGGAAAUUUUCCAUCGAGUAUGGCAGCAGCAGUGCAGCGACAUCAACGAACUUCGCCAACGAGUCGAGGCGCAGAAUAUGCACUUGACCGAGCAGGCGUCGAAGCUAAUGAAAAACGAUAUGCUCGUUAAGGAUUUGUACAUGGAAAACUCGCGCCUUGUGGCGCAGAUCCAACGGCUCGAGCAGCAGAAAGCUCGAGCAACGUUGCUCCAGCAGUUCUCCCAGGCCGCGGCAAACAGCCAUCAUUCGUCACAUCACCAGAGUCACCUCAGCGGUAUAGUUCCCGGGCUUCCCUAACGGCGGCGGCCGUCGGCAGUCUGUGGGGUCGUCUCCGGCAGCGGGGGCAGAGGUCGUUGGGCGUUUUUUUAAUGUGUCAUAAUUAUAAGAUUGCGUUUUUAUUUCCGGGCCUCAUCGCGGGAACAGCAAAUGUGGUUCCACUGUGUAUGUGUACGUGUUUGUGUGAGGAUGUGAGACACUUCCAAAACUAAUCAUUUUCAAAUGAUACAACGCACCAAAAACAGCAAAUUCAAGAGCGAAUGAUGUCUGCUGAAUUGGAUUCAGAGAUUCUGUUCCGAUAUUUAUAAUCCUUAAUGUUUAUUUAUACAGGAAUUUAUACACCUUCCGCGUUAUUGUGCAACGAUGCACCAUUAUUACAGUACUAAUAAUGCUUCAUUUUUAUAUCUGAGUAGAUAGAAUCAAUUCCAUUUCUUGUCAUAGUCGUGGACGGAGAGAUUUUAAAAAUAAGCAAAACUAAGUUAUAAUAGCGGACCUAAAGAGCUAGAAACUCGUCACAUUUAUACUCAUAUCUCUAUAAAUUUGAUCGUAGGUUUUGUUUUUAACCAAGUAGGGCGUCACUAUUUUCCGCGUCUUUCUAUUCUAAAAUUUACAAUUUACUUCCCAUCGAAGGUUUCCUUAGUUCAAGAUACUCACUAGAGUUUGAGAUGAUUGCGUGAAAAGACUUUUUUUUCGUAACGUUGCUUUUGAAUGUAUCCUAUAACCGACGGCAGUCGGAACAAGAUUGGCCUUAUUGCAAAAUGUUAACUAUAGAACUUCGGUUCAGAUGUUUUUCUAUACAGACAUUGUCACACAUUUUUUGUGAUAGGCAUUUCACUUUCUCGAAAUUUGGGUUCCUAUUAAUUUACGCACCCACGAAUGAAAAGCAAGAGAAAAAUACUGUCGAAACCAAACACGAAAAUGUGAUGAAAGUUGUGUUUGUGAAAGCUAAACGCGAAGACAGUGAGAGUGUAGCAGCAAACGAAUUGUCGUUGAGCUGAUAGAGAUGUGAACGUUGUUAGGAGACAGUAGUCACGCAGCGUUGGCGGCUGCUAUCGAAGAUGUGAAACGGUAGAAUUAGUGUAUUGUGGAACAAGACAGUAAUUUGUUUUCCCAGCGAAUGUUGUUUAAUAAAUUUCUGCUUCUGGAUAAGUUAAGCUGUGCUACGUUCAGCUGGUUGAGAGACAUAAA